CGGCAUGUGUGUGUGUAUGCGGAGUCGUAUUAUUGAAGCGCGAACGCAGCGGCAUCUGCGCCCCGCGCUUGUAUAAUAACGUGAACGCGACUAGCAUCUUUGAAUGCCGUCAGCUCAUAUGUCUGAAUAUUGUGUUAUUGUAAAUUGUGCUAAUUGAACAUGGCCGCCUUUAUUAACGAUCCAGUGUAUUUUUUCAUAGUGUUCAAGCGAUUUAAUAAACACGCGAACGCACAGUGAAACGAGAUAGUGUAACUUUUAAUUGCUGACUCAACGCAUGCUACUCUAAACGCUAGGUUGACGGGUGCAUGAUGCACAUUGUAACCGUGUGUGUGUAUUGUUCACAAAUAGUCUGUGCGAAAGGGGUUCAACGAAAUGGUCUUUAUAGUAUUGGCAAUUCGUCUCCAGUAUUAUGGUGUAUAAGAAAAUUAGCAGCAAAUUAAAUAACUUAAAAUUAUACUAUGGAUCCUAUCUUAGAAAAUGAAUCAGCGUCUGCUGAAUCACCAGCUAGACAUGGAAAAUCUAAACAGAAACACAAAAAGAAAAAAACACAUUCUGAAACACAAAAAGAAAGUCAAACUGUAGUGGGUGAACGAAAAAAAUUUGUUGUCACUAAGCUUUCAGCUACAGAUGAUCAAGUACCAAGCACUAGCCGAUUACCUGAAAGUAAUGUCCACACUGUUCAUUUUGGUACCCGAGGCGCUGAAUCACAACGACCUCAUGUAAGAUCAAUAUUUAAAGACAAAGCUGCAGAAACCUCCAGACCUUCUAGUGCUGAAAGAGAUACGAGCGGAAAAAAAGAAUACGAAACCUUUCACGGUACAUCAACUAGUCCAAGAAGUUCAAUUUUCGAUAUUUUUCGAAUUAGAAGAAAAAGUGAUUCAAAAAAGCAUCAAACUCUAAUGCAAAAUAUUAAAGCACCUAAACCAGCAGAAUCUCCUGAAACCACAAAAGAUGAAAAUAAUGCCGCAGAGUCCAAAGAGUCUCAUAAAAAAUACUAUUAUACAGUUACGGGUGUGUCGUCACGAAAAUAUAGUCCUAUUACAAGAGUUAUGGACAUAUUUCGAAGUAAACCCUCCACAAGUGAUCAGCCUCCUGUUGAAUCAACUAAAAAGAAAGCAACAAAGCAAAUACGACGAUCCUCUUUAGAUACCACGUCACCAACUUAUCAUAAAAAUUCGUAUGCUUCUUUAGAUCCAAUACAAGCAAAACAAUUAUUCAGAGAAAUUCGUGGACUUCCCAAAUACGACCCAUAUUUGUCUAUAGUUCAAAUAUCAAUAGGAGGUAGAGACAAAACUAGGUUGUUGUUAAAUUUUUUUAAGUACCACCGAUGUUAUGAAAUACUGCCAAAAUCGGCAAAAGUUAUUAUAUUUGAUACUCAGUUUUUAGUAAGAAAAACAUUUCCAACUCUCGUCUCCCACGGUAUAAGAUCGGCACCUUUAUGGGAUGCGAAUAAAAAACUACUCGUAGGUAUGAUAACAGUAACCGAUUUUAUCAGAAUUUUAUUACAUCUUGAUAAGGAAAAAAUAUCUAUGGAUGAGUUGGAAACUCACACGCUACACACUUGGAGGAAGCUUUUACGUGCUACACGGAAGCCUUUAUGUAGCAUUGGCCCAGACCAAUCCUUACAUGAAGCUAUAAAUUUACUUAUAAAACAUCGAGUACAUCGUCUGCUAAUGAUUGAUCCUACUUCUGGAGAUGUAUUAUACAUUUUAUCUCACAAGAGGAUAUUACGAUUUCUUUUUGUGUAUCUAAAUGAAUUUCCCGAGUUAACGUUUUUCCAUAAGAAAAUUAUGGAUUUAAAUAUUGGAACUUAUGAUGAAAUAAUUUCAGUGUCAGACACUACAUCUGUAAAAGAUGCUUUUCAGCUUUUAUUAGAUAAUAAUGUAUCUGCUCUACCAGUGCUAGAUGAAAACGGUAUUCUUGUAGAUGUAUACGCUAAAUAUGAAGUUUUGAAUCUAGUUAGUGAAAAAUUGUAUUCUAACUUGUCAUUACCCCUGGGCGAAGUGCGCACGAAGAAAAAGGAUUGGGAAGAGAAAUUACAAAAAUGUCUCUCCAGUAUUACGUUAUAUGAGGCCUUAGAAGUUAUUGUAAGGACUGAAAGUCAUCGACUGUUGUUGGUAAAUAAGGAUGGUAAACUUGUAGGUAUUGUUUCAUUAUCGGAUAUUUUGGUAUAUUUAAAUAGAAUAAUACCAUCCGAAAAGAAAGUUUCCUCACUUCAAGAAAUUUUUAAGCCUCUAGAGGAAAACAAAUUGCCAGAGGUUGCAAAGGAAUGUGAUAGUGAAGUAAUAUCAAUACAAGUACCAAAUUUAGAAAUUAAUAAUGUACCUGAGGCACCAGAGGCCGAAAUAAAUCCCGUCAAUACGGAUAUUGAUAAAAUUGAUUCUGCUGGUGCAGAAGAAUUAAAAAUCAAAAUAGAGACUGAAGCAGACGAUACUAGUCCAAAUAUUGAAUUAAAACCUGUUUCCGAUAUAGAUUGUAAUGUAGAUGAAAUUCCCAAAUCUCAGGCAAAUACUGUCGAAAACGAUGAAGAAAACUAGCAAAUUACUCAUACCCAAAGAUAAUAUAUUUAUUGUUAUCAUAAUAUAGAUGUCGCAACAAUUAAAUAUCAAGUCGCGCUUUUUGCUUGUGUCGAAAAAUUAAAGUAGCUAAUUGUAUUUGCAUUACCGAGCAAAGGCCUUAUUUAACAUUAAAAUUAUUUUAAAUAUAUUAUUGCUGAAACUCAAUAAAAUAUUUUAGCAUU
Molecule: messenger RNA, 2740 nt
Organism: Colias croceus (clouded yellow)
Lineage: Eukaryota; Metazoa; Arthropoda; Insecta; Lepidoptera; Pieridae
Product: 5'-AMP-activated protein kinase subunit gamma-like
Exons: 2
Coding region: 459-2537 (692 amino acids)
Source: RefSeq, a predicted model, not a curated record